AUGUUCAACACCACUCUGAAUCCCACGACAAACCACUACAUGAACUCUACCACACUCGCUGGCUCCCGUGGACCUCCACCAUGGUACCAGUUCCCUGUAUGCGCUGUGGCUCCUUACGGCUUCAUUUUCUAUUUUGGGGUUAAGGUGUUCAACCUGGCAGUCGGCACACCCUGUAAUGUCCUGGUAAUCUGGCACAUAGCCACCAAGAAAAGUGAUGCAUCCACCUCUGACAUCUUCAUCUUCAACCUGGCUAUUUUGGAUGCCUAUUUCUGCCUAAUGACGCCCAUAGAGAUGGUCAACCGGCUUCUACUGGAUGACAGUCGCAUUUGGUACUCUCAGAGGUUUGCAUAUGGGAUUAAAGAUGUAGCCCCACUCUUUCUGGUAUGUAUCUGCAUAGACCGCUACAUGGCAGUGGUGCAUCCAGUAGUGUUCACUGGUAUUCGAGACAAUAAGAUCCGCAUUGGCAUUUCUGUGGUGGUCUGGGGCCUCAUCCUGGCUUAUGGCCUCACCAAGUGCUUCCUGGGAGUCAUGAGUGUCAACGAGGUCUUCAGCGGUGUCAUCCUCUUUGCCUUUGCAGUCAUGGUCUUCUGCAACAUCUCUGUCAUCUGGGUCCUUAGACGAUCUGUGGCAGGAAAGGAGGAGAUGCACCCAGUAAAGAAGAAAGCCUUCAAGAUGGUGCUGAUCAUCAUGGCCAUCAUCGUGGCCAACUACUUGCCGCCCGUGGCUCUCAUGCCCUUUGUGUCGUACUACACUUUUGUGGCGUUCCGCUGCCAGAUCAGCAUCAGUGUGUUCUCCAUCAUGGACCUGAGCUGCAGCAUUGAGCCACUCGUCUACAUCACAAAAACAGAGUUUGCGGACGGCAAGUGCUGUACAUGUUUCUCCAAGAAGCUGGAUGAUGUCAAUGUGUAA
Messenger RNA from Larimichthys crocea (large yellow croaker), 909 nucleotides. Its product is annotated as G-protein coupled receptor 4. Gene Ontology annotation, molecular function: G protein-coupled receptor activity. Bases 1 to 909 code for a protein of 302 amino acids. Gene Ontology annotation, cellular component: plasma membrane. The transcript is spliced from 2 exons. The record is from RefSeq and is a predicted model, not a curated record. NCBI's taxonomy places the organism in Eukaryota, Metazoa, Chordata, Actinopteri, Sciaenidae. Gene Ontology annotation, biological process: positive regulation of Rho protein signal transduction; phospholipase C-activating G protein-coupled receptor signaling pathway.